GGAGCUUUACGUUACAUGAUCACCAAGCAAUAGUUUCCUGUGACAGAGAUAAAGGCAGAUGUUUUCAAUUGAGCUCGGAAACUGUGUUCAUUUACGCUUGGUGGGGUGUGCAGGGGCGCUAUUGUUUUUUGAUGACUUCCCCUACCCCCAUCUACCCCCUUCUUUCGGAUAGGCGGCGAAUUGAACCCCUGCAGACUAGAGUCCACCUUCAGUUUUUCGGACUUCCUCGAACUUUGUCAAACUUAGCAGUAAGUUUGACGCGCGAUCUUUAUUCUCUGGCCUCCAGAGGCUGAAAUACGGCUCGACUCUUCUCACACUGACUCUGUGUAGGCUUUUGGCUGCUUUGUUUUUAGACAAUGAAUUGCCAGCCACCUUUCCCUGGAGUACAGUUAUCAGUUUUAUUUAUCAUAAGCUUUUCUAUCGCUCAUGGAUAUCCGUCAAGUCUGUUUCAAGGCAGCGCAUAUUCAGGAGCCGUUCACAGACACAGAAAUAAAAACUGGUGCGCUUUUAUUGUCCAAAAGAACGUAAGCUGCGCAGUUCAGGGCAGCGUGGAAAGUCACGUUGAACCUGAAGCCGCGCGCUGUCCCGAGCAUCAGCCUGACUGUGAGCCACAAAUGAUAUACCGUACUCGGUUUCGGCCGACUUACAAGAUAGCAUACAAGACUGUGACUGAGCUAGAAUGGAGGUGCUGCCCAGGAUACCAGGGCCCAGACUGCAGAGAACUGAAAGGCUCUCCAAAUGGACAGACAGCAUAUCCACAAUCGUACCCACAGCCACAGCAUGGACAAACUCGACCUGCAAUAAGGCCAGAACGUCGAGAAAUUGGACAAUAUGAUAUCAGACGAACAGCUGACAAAACCCGCAUAUUGGAGGAAGAAGUGCAGCGCCUUUCACAGACAGUUCUGGAUCUUCAAGCAGCCAUGACAGGUAUGGCUGAGAACCUGAGGACAGACUUACAGGAGGACACCAGCAAGAUGCUCAUUACCCUCCUCAAUGACAGGACUUCACCUGACAGCGCAAGAACAGGAGGCACGGAGGAGAGUGUGGUGCAUCUGGAUGGCCAACAGGCAAUGAGAGGCCACACCCAUGGAGAAAGAGAAAUGGAGACAUUGUUGGCCAGGCUCAACGAUAUGACAGAUGCUCUCAAAAGCAAAGAUGAAGCUCUUGAGGAACUGCGGGGAACAGUGACAGGGCAUGACAGGCAGAUACGAAUGCUUAUGGAUAGUUCCUCUCAAGCCCUACCAGUCACAGGUGCUGCUGCUCCAGAUAUAGACACCCUUCAGACUUAUAUUGAUGGGAAAUUUGAGAAGCUCAAGAAGGAACUUGUUGUAAACAUGGAAGAAGAGAUGGCCAAGCUGAAAAAUGCAUGUGAUGAAAAGAUUCAGUCUCUUCAAAAAACAUGUGAAGACGGAAAGGACAGCAGCUAUGUGAGCCUUACUGAUCUAGUGCACAACAAGGAAGCUGAGCUUAGAAAGGAGAUCCGUGAGCUCCGGUUGGAUUUGUCCAUGUCAGAUGGUGUAGUACGCACAAACAGACAAACAACCAUUGGAAAAGAUGAUGGUGACUACGAUGACUUGAAGAGGGAACUUAUUCGAGUGGCAGAGGCCCAUCGUGUCCUUAAUGCCAGAGUGGACAAUGAGCUAGACCAUUUGUCCUCACUGAAGAUAGAAGAUGUACUCAGUUCGCAAUUAGAGGACCUGGAGGACAGGAUGAACGUCACUGAGAGGAACGCGGAGACUUAUUGCUUCUAUGUGGAUGAAAAACUUACCAAGGAAAUUAAGGAUGAAGUAGCUAUGCUUCGUCAACUCCUGGAUCAGAAACUCAAUGCUGUGCAGGAUCAGUUCACUUCCAUGUUGAUCAAAAUGAGCAACAACUCCUUCCCGGAAAUGUCUAGCGAUUCUGUCGAUGCACUGCAAAUUCAAGUCAAUGCUAACAGGUACCUUAUAAAGGGGUUGGAGGAUAAGUUUAAUGCAAUUGGGCAGAUAUGCUCAACCGACUGCAAAACCAACCUACCCACUGAUUCCCAAAAGCCAGAAGGUCUGGAUAGUCUUGUAAAGGACGUAAGACUUUGUAGAAAUGAUCUGGAUGUCUUACGUUCUGAUUUUGUGAACAACAUAGCAAGGCUUCACGCAUUAGAGGAUACUGUAAAAAUGUCACCUGAAAAACAGUUUAUUAAUGUACAUAUACAGGACACCCGCAAAAGAAUUAAUGCUUUGACUGACAAUGUUAAUGGCUUGACUGGAACUAUAACGGGAUUGGGAGACACAGUUAGCAAAUUUAGCCAAGACCUUCACACAUUGAACUCCUCAUGUUGCCAGCAGGUAAGCAGUUCCCCCCUUUGGGUAGAAACUGGUAAACCAAGCCACAACCAGAUGAAGGAGCUAAAAGACCAAGUGGAUGCACUGAAUGCUCGAGUGACCACGGAGUUGAGUGUGUGUAAGUUCAACACAGCUGGAGUAGUUGAAGAUGUCUCAGCGGUGGACGAUAGGGUGACUGCUCUGGAGAAGAUCUGUGGAAGCCUUGAUGGUGACAGGAACAAUAUCCAGGGCCUUUCAGGGGAAUUGGAGAGUAAGGUGGCACAGAUGAACAGCACUCUGGGCAGUCAUUCAGGAGCGAUCACAGCUCUUCAAAACUCCCUCCUGAAUUUUCAGAGUCAGCUAGCAGGAAUGGCUAAGCAGAUCCAUAAGGACCAUGCUAGUAGAGAUCAAGGACUGCCUGUUCGGCAAGAGAGACCUGCGUCUGGCCCUGACACUCGAGCUCCUACACGACCCAUGAGACCUUACGUUCCUCACAUCCACAUACCUUUGAUCAUACCACACAGAACAGUGCCAGCCCCCACUGGCCGUCCUCAUGUGCGCCAGCCACACGUCCCACACCAGCCCUACUUCCCUCAGCCACCAGGCAGCCCCAGGCAUCCCAUCCACCCCGUACCACCCCACCAACCUGCCGUACACCAGCCAGUGGUGGUCACAGGGCAAGCCGGCCCACCUGGGUAUGUGCACAGGGUCACGGUCAGACGGGAUCAAAGCUCAGACGACUCAAAAACACCUUUGAAAGGAUUUGCAGGUGCUCCAGGUUAUCCUCCUGUCAAUCCGGUCUCAUAUAAUACAAAACAGUCUCAGCCAGAAGCUGCCCAUGUCCCAUGGAAUCCUGCAUAUCAAAGAACCAUUGCAACUCCAGUGUCACAGCAGAAUUCCUUGACAGAUCCAUUUUCUUUCUCUGCUGGCCUCACACGGCAGAUGUUCUCAGGGGACUUCGGUAUCAUUCGCUUUGAUAGGGUGCUCGUCAAUGAUGGAGGACACUAUAACCCUCAAACAGGGAUCUUUAGGGUGCCCGCUGAUGGCCGUUAUCUGGUGAGCGCUGUUCUAACAGCUCCGCGGGGUGAGCACGCAGAAGCCGUGCUCUCAGUGUCCAAUCGCAGCGUGCAGAAGUUGGACACAGCGGGUUACUGGAGUAGCCACCCACGGCUGACCCAGGAUCAGUGCAUGUGUGGGGGGUCUGCGUCCUUUAGCCUCAUCCUCCCUCUCCGGCAAGGUGACACCGUGGCCUUGGUGCGCACUGCCGGGAAACUGGCGAUCUCUGAUUCUAGAGAGAUCCUCUCCACCUUCAGCGCUAUAUUCCUAUACUCGCCUCAAGCCAAGAGAUAACCCUGUCACUGAGAGGGGUGCUAACGUGACUUUUAACGCAAGUCUAACUAUUCACAAUGCUGCCCCAUUUGGAAAGGUGCGGUCACAUUAACAAAAUUUCUGCAAGAAUAGAGGCAUAUUGGCAUAACCAGCUUGAAUCCAUUGCGAAAUCUUUAUGGGAAAAACUUCCCAACCAUGUGGAUUCCCAUUGAAAUCACUGGAUUUGGUUUGCGAAAAUUUGCAGAACGGUAAAUGUGACCGCACCUUGAGACUUGUGACUAUGCAAUAGAAUUUGGCUUUGGUUAUUUAUCAGACACAAUACGGAGUUAUUUAGAUUUUUAAAAGUGGAAUGUGUUGGUGGUAAAAAGUCAAUCACGAAUGCACUCGCACAAUCACGAAGAAAAAGAGCAUAGCAUUUGAUUUUAGUAGUAUAUGUGCAACAAUCUAUAUAGUUUUUUUUUAUUGUGAUCUUAAAAUAUCUAUAAAAUGUAAAAGGUUUAUAUAUUUUUUGCAACGUUAAAUUAACAAAUGCGUAUUUUUUAAUCUUUAAAAACUGGUUCAACAGUUCACUUUGAAUAUCACUUCUUUUACAGCCAAUAUUUUGAUCUAUAAAAAUAAAUAAAUGAACUACCAUGAUUUUGCGCAUUUUGUUUUAAAUGCACUUUGGGUAAGACAAUAAAACAAUUAUAGAUACUGUAAAAUACACAUUUGGGCUUGUAAAUUAAAAACGGAUCUAUCAUCUUUUGCAGUAAGCCUACAUUAUUUCACAUUUAAAUAAUACAUUUAAAAUGAGUAAAAACAAUAAAAGUAAUUCUCCACAAACUGGGUUUUUGUGCCACAUAUUAAACUUACACUAUACACACCCUGAAGACUUAAGCAAAGCAAUUAAAUUUACAUUCAUUGUGACAUCAACAACUUCUCAGUGCUAUAAACAGUCCACCCAGCUGUAUUAAAUACAUCUUUAAUAGAUUCAUAAACAUUGUCCAAACCAUAGAUAGUUUUUUUUUUGUUUUGUUUUUUAUAUAGUACAAUUAUGCAUUUAAAGGCAUUUAUGCUGGUCAAACACAAACCUAUAACGCAAAAGCGAGAAAUGCACCAACCCAUUCGAGUACAACUACAAAAAAAAGCA
This is a messenger RNA of Sinocyclocheilus rhinocerous, 4755 nucleotides long. RefSeq names its product EMILIN-2-like. The record is from RefSeq and is a predicted model, not a curated record. The coding region runs from base 357 to 3647 and encodes 1096 amino acids. Gene Ontology annotation, molecular function: protein binding. The transcript is spliced from 10 exons. Lineage: Eukaryota; Metazoa; Chordata; Actinopteri; Cypriniformes; Cyprinidae.